Messenger RNA from Aspergillus steynii IBT 23096, 4238 nucleotides. RefSeq lists its product as uncharacterized. Lineage: Eukaryota; Fungi; Ascomycota; Eurotiomycetes; Eurotiales; Aspergillaceae. Gene Ontology annotation, molecular function: palmitoyltransferase activity. The transcript is spliced from 5 exons. Bases 171 to 4166 code for a protein of 1331 amino acids. Gene Ontology annotation, cellular component: cytosol. The record is from RefSeq and is a predicted model, not a curated record.
UGGCAACAAUGACUAUUCCUGCUUAAUGGCUGCGGAAGACAUAGAUUCAGCACCAUAAUGCCGGUUUUAUAGUGCUUUUCUGGACCACACGAUACUUAUUACUCCAUCCAGCCGAACGCAAGGCGGCUGCCCGACAAGCCACUCAAUUGGUGUCAGUCUAGAACACAGUGAUGGGGACGAUCAGAACCAUUGCCCUGGCGGUUCUGGGUAUUUCCGGUUUCACCUUCGUUGCCCUUUUUGGCAAGCUUCCAGCUCUGCGGAGAACUCCCAUUGGCUUGUUUCAUAGAGUCAUUUGCAUACAUAUACCAAAUGGGAUUGCUCGUAUUGAUUCCCAACUGCUAGGGGGUCGAGUUGUGCACUGUUGGAGCAGAUCUGGGAACUAUAUACUCCAUGAGAACCAUCCCCUUGUUCUAAUUUUCUUCACGGCUCUUCUGGUGAUAGGGCAAUGCAUCUUUAUCCCAAAUGCAUGGUCCAGGGUUUCAGCCAUUCACAAGCUUUGCAUUCCCAUUGCUGUGGUCUUACCCUAUGCAUUCUUGUACGCCAGCGUCGUCACCAAAUCCUUUAUCACCUCGGAAAAUCAUGCAGAGGAGAUGGAACGAUAUCCUUACGACAAAGUCAUCUUUCAUCCGGGACAUCAUUGCGGCUCGUGCCAUCUGCUUAAACCGGCAAGAAGCAAGCAUUGCAAGUUCUGCAAGGCCUGCGUGGCACGACAUGACCACCACUGUGUAUGGCUAACUAAUUGUGUGGGUCUGAACAACUACCACUACUUUCUGUCGCUGAUUACGUCGCUUUCGGUGAUGUUAAUAUACGGCUCAUGCCUGGGCUAUGCCCUUCUAUGCCAGACUUAUGAGAAACUUCUGCCACCCGGUUCCCCGUGGCGGACGCCGGGUCAAAGUUGGACGGCUUUCAUCAAUGUAUGGACCGUGAUCAUCACUACGGACCUUAGCAUCGGAGCUAUCACCCUCUUAAUGGCCAUGACAGCUCCGCUGGCGGUCGCCUUUCUUGUCUACCACACGUAUCUGAUCUGGGCCGGCAUGACGACCAACGAGAGCGCCAAAUGGUCCGACUGGAAGGAGGAUGUGGCUGAUGGUAUGGUCUUCAAAUCAAACAAAGCGGAGAUCUACGGGACUUCCCCUUUGCUUGGUGAAUAUCAGAGUGUGCAUACUUCAUGGUCCGUCAGUAGCGAGCAGGUCUUGGUAUUCACAGACGGUGAAGCACCGAGGGAGGGAUGCAUCUUAUCACCCGACUCCAAUGAUAUUCGACAACCGCCCAAUUUUCAAACUGUGGCAGUUGACAUGCGAUGGGCGCCAGUGCGCAGCAUGAGAGAAGUCGACAAUAUAUAUGACCUGGGCUUUUGGAACAAUCUGCGUCAUGUCUUCAAUUUCCCUGCUAGGCGCAAGGCCCUCACACUUACUGUCAAAAUGGCAGACCGAAGUGCAACCGAACCGAAGCCAAAAUGCACACCCGCUGAGCUCAUGCUGAAGGUCGUCCUGACGGGAACUCUGAGCCACUAUGAGACUCGCGGGAUGAUUGACGAAACUCGUCUAGAGCAUUUGCUGCAGGCAGGGAAGUCGGUUUUGCUUAAGACUCACCAGGAGAGCGAUGUCAGACACAAUCUGGGCUUGUCGCCAGAUAUCUGGCAGGGCUUCACGGACGUAUUGACAAAGGCGAUCCCGGUCCUCGAAUCGCAAUCAUUCGCUUGGAAAUGCCCCCCGACCGCAAACUACGACCAUUCGUCCUCCAACCUCAUCGCGUUCAACUACUAUUCGCUCGCCAAGGACAUCGAGCGACUCAAUGACCUGUGUACCAUCGCUCGGAAUCUUCUCGCGACCACGAAAAAGGCUCAGAACAUGGCAGCCGAGAAAGGGUUCGACCAGAGGAUUUUGGCGCUGGUAGACACUUGUGUUCGGGUGACGGCGCGGGGAUUUGAUGGAGAAACCAACGCGAGGAAUGAGGACCGCUGGCAGAAGGUGGUCAAUCUUUACAAACGGCUGCUGAUUACGUGCCUUCAGUUCCUGCAUAAUUUCAUCAUGCACAAUGAACAGCGCAAGAUGGUGCUCUGGUUAGAUCUAUUCGGGUACCACUCCACCGGGGAUUCAAACAUCAUCCAACCCAGAGAGCCGCUUGAUCAAGCGUUGAGUCAGCCUGAAGGAGUCGCACCGAUUGUGAAAACCGGCGAGAGAAUAGUCAACCCCCCGAUCCGGGCACUGUACGACCAAACGGCCGAAGAUCUGCUUCUAGAGACCAUAUCCAAUUUCCCCCGGGAGCCUGCGACGAUCAAGGAAGAGGCGGCAAUGUUACUUCUCGCCAAUAUUAAGGACCACAUGGAAAAGCUGCUGGGACGCGACCUGACCGCCAUCCAGGAAAUGGGCAAAGACCCUGAGCAAGUCAAGGAGAUUCGCGCUGCUCUUACUGCCAUACUUGGAGCCAAGGUUGAUGGAUGGACCGAUCUUCAAGACCGUGCGAAAGACCUUCCCCCAGCCUUGCCCGAAGAUGAGCCGCCACGGAAGAAGGCCAUCCUCACGAUCGACCGCAGCCUCACGGCAGGAUUCCCCCGCAUCUGCUGGUCUGAUCUUCCGGAUCUCAGUGACUACGGUGCUUUAGCCUCGGGCGACGCGGCUAUUAUGGAUGAAGACACAAGCAUGCCGCGAUCUGCUCAGUCUGCCGCUGAGACUCUCCAAGAGGCCAAAGACGAGCUGAUGGCACGUCUGCAGGAGUCAUCGCAGCUCGGUGACGGCGCCGAUGGAGAUUAUGACACUGGCGAUGCAGGAACGGUCGGUGAUGAUGAUUCUCGCAGCCUGGAAGCUGUGGCCGACGGGAGUAUGGAGGAAGAGGAGGAGGAUGACGAGGAUGACGAUGAUGACUACCGGGGUCGUCCAGGCGACCAACAACGUGGCUUGCUGACAGAUAUUCCAUUGGUUCUCGGGCCGGCAGAGAUAGAGGCUCUUCCGAUGAUCAUCCAAGCCGGUAUUGUCGACAGCUUUGGUCUCAAGGGCGGAGAGAGGUCGGCCACGAGGAACAUGCAGUCUCUCCGCUGCCACAUCUUGCUCACCCAGGAAACCGGCCGAAACCUCCUUCGGGAACUUCUGAUCUUCAUCGCCGCAUGGGACCUGCCUGACGAUGAGCUCUACUUCAAGAUGAUGGUGCAAGUCAUGGAUGCCGUGCUGCGAAACGGCCUGAUGUCUCAUGCCUACUCCGACUUUGGCCAGCCCAAGGACAUCAUUUCGCCAGCGCAGGCCGUUGUCGUGAAGAUUCUCACUCACAUCUUCCGAGCCAAAUACUCUCCUGCCUCUGUCACCGGGUCAACACAAGCCAAUACGACCAAGAGCCCGGCUCCGCUCUCAAGGGUCGACAUUCUGACCGUGCGCUACAUCUUCACCAUCUUCCGCGGCAAUAUCAUUCCCGAGACCUGCGCCCUGAUCUACCUCCAAGGCCAAAUCCGGGCCGGAAGGGCUCUACCCGAGGACUUCCCGCUGAACCUGUGGGACAUGGAACGUGUCUACGAGGGUGUGUAUCAAUUCCUGGAGUUCUUCGCCGUCCUCACCGAAAACAACGACUGGAAAAACCUGCUGGUCAAGUGGGAGAUUGUCUACGAUCUGGUCACCUUGAUCAAAGAGCUCGAGGCCAGCAUUCCUAAGGGACAACUGAGUGCACUGCCGUUUGGACGCAGCAGCAGUCCGUCCAAGGACUCCCAGCAGGGUGCAGCCCCUGGACCGGUCGCAGUGGAACGGCCCUACGAUCCCAGCGAUCCUGAUCCGGUCGACGCCGGCCCCGGAUCACGAGCCGAGUCACCUCCUAUCACCGAGGACCCAUCUGAAUUCGAGUGGCGCAAUCUCAAGAAGCUGGUGGUCCUCGUUCUCUCGUCUUUGGUUUGGAAGUGCCCCGAGGUGCAGGACCAGAUCCGUCGACAUGGCGGUGUCGAGGCCGUGCUGUCUUGCACCAACUUCGAUGCGCAUAACCCGUACAUCAAGGAGCAUGCCGUCAUGUGUCUGAAGUUCCUGCUGGAGGGUAACCGCGAGAACCAGCGGCUUGUGGAGGAGCUGGAAGCUCGCGAGGUUGUAAAGGAUGAUGGGGGACUGUUGGAGAAGAGCGGAUUCGAAGCUGUGAUUGACAAGACGGGCAAGUUGGCCAUCAGACCGAAAGACGGUCCGGCCGAGAAGAAGUGAUCGGACUUGACUGGGUCGUCGACAAAAAAUAAUGCCGUAUGUAUGUAUGUCACUAUACGUACCUGUUUUUCU